CCCCGUCUUCCUGUCAGCCGUGAGAUUUAAAGCAUUAACCAUCUCGUUCUCUCUGGAUUGGUCUUCCCACUACUCCAUAGAAGCUACCCUGAAAGCAAUAUGGCUGCCAAUACUAGAUAUGAGCCCGCACCGCAGCGCGACUCUUUUGAAGAGCGUGCUUACACCCAGCCCCCGCCCUCUUAUCAGGCAACUGCCGAUUACACGCAGGCGGCGCCUCGCAGCGAAGACGACAAUGUUCCCGAUGACUUCAAGUUCGGCGGCACUGUGGCGGAGGGCACCCUGCCCAUUCGUAUGCAGUUCAUCCGCAAGGUUUAUGCGAUUCUGACGGUGCAACUCCUCCUCACGACGGUGAUGAGCUCGAUCUCCUUCUUCAGCCCCAGCUACCGGAACUGGAUCCAGUCCAACUUCUGGGUGAUGAUCCUGUCGGUGUUCGGGGCGCUGGGCUUCAUGCUGGUAACCUACUGGAAGCGCAAGUCGUACCCGGCCAACUUGCUGUUCCUGUCGGGCUUCACGAUCAUGGAGGCCUACUCGAUCAGCGUGGUGACCUCGCUGUACGAGAGCCGGAUCGUGCUGCAGGCGCUGGUGAUCACGCUGGGCCUGUUCGUCGCCCUGACGCUGUUCGCGUGCCAGACCAAGUACGACUUCACGCACUGGAUGCCCUACCUGUUCGGCGCGCUGUGGUUCUUGAUCCUCUUCGGCUUCAUGGCCAUGUUCUUCCCCGGCAACAGCACCGUCGAGCUCGUCUACGGCGGCGUCGCCGCCCUCGUCUUCGCCGGCUACAUCCUCGUCGACACCCAGCUCGUCAUGCGCCACUACCACGUCGAGGAGGAGAUUGCCGCCUCCAUCUCCCUCUACCUCGACAUCUUGAACUUGUUCCUCGCCAUCCUGCGCAUCUUGAACAGCCAGAGCAAUAACUAAGCUCCUGCGUUCGGCGAUGCAGGGUUGCUUGGCUUAGGUUUUACUACAGCUAGAUAGCUACUAUCACUACCUUACUCCCUCCAUUCCGCUUCCUCCAUUCCACCCCCAUGGACCACCCUCAAACCACACCAACGAAAAGAAACCAUAAA
Molecule: messenger RNA, 1067 nt
Organism: Aspergillus aculeatinus CBS 121060
Lineage: Eukaryota; Fungi; Ascomycota; Eurotiomycetes; Eurotiales; Aspergillaceae
Product: Bax inhibitor-1 family protein
Exons: 3
Coding region: 100-918 (272 amino acids)
Cellular component (GO): membrane
Source: RefSeq, a predicted model, not a curated record